Auanema sp. JU1783 is the source of this 1047-nucleotide messenger RNA. The record is from the annotation of a GenBank genome assembly. Lineage: Eukaryota; Metazoa; Nematoda; Chromadorea; Rhabditida; Rhabditidae.
AUGAGUUUGCCAUUCAAUGGACAAUUUGGAUCAGAUGAUGAUGUUGAUGUUGCUCCUCCACCACAGAAAGAUAUUAGUGAAUAUCCAUUGAGUGAACGCUUUUCAAAGAUGUUCAUUGAAGCCAGGUGUACAGAUAACAUUUUGUUCGCAACAGCUAUGCUGUUUGGAUUCAUUGUUAUUCUAUCACAAUCAUUACCAAUCAUAUUAAAUGACUGGGUACUACUAACUGAACCACGGGAGAUCAAUCGAACUAGUGAAAAUGGAGAUAUAAUGGAAACAACAUUUCACUACCAUACUGGUUACUUUCAAUUAUGUCGUUUUGUAGUUUUCAAUUUCACUGGAACAACCUAUACAAGCGAAGAGUUGUCUGAUGAAGAUCGUCGUCAUCAAUGCCAUUUAAAUCCUUUGAUCACUCAAAAAGAUUUGGGUGACUUCUCUGUAGCAUCAUUAGCUAUAAUUGUACGUCUUGGAAUUCCCGCUCUAUUGCACAUAUCUGGAGCCACAAUUUGCUGGUUAGCAUUAUUUCUUGGAAUAUUUGGUCAUUUGAAUAGAACAAAAAGCACUCUAUUCUCAUCCAUAUGCUAUAUAAUGGGAAGUAUUAUUCUCUCUACAGCUGUACUUAUGGUUGUCUGCGUUGUUGAUGAUGAAUUGGCUCCACGUAUGAAACCAAACGCCGCAGGAGAGCCUAGCCAAUUUAGCUAUAAAUAUGGAUAUCCAUUCUUUUCGGCAGCAUUAUCGUUUCUACCUGUAGAGAUAUGUGCCUGCUUGCAAGCAUUUCUAUUCUUCAGAAGAUAUCCUUCGGUAGUCGAAAAACUUCGAUUCGUUCCGGGACUAGAAGCCAAACUACGUAAUGCACAAUUGGACAAAGAACUAGGAAUCCCACCACUCGAACCUGUGCGUCGUGGAUCAUUAGCAUCAUAUUUGCCAAUACCAUCUGUAGCAUAUGUGGAAAGAAGAAAUUCUCGUAAAGGCAGUCAAGCAUCUUAUACGAGUAACAGAGUAUUAUAUGUACAAGAAUCAUAUGCACCUAAACUAUAUAAUGAUUAA